Myotis myotis is the source of this 3688-nucleotide messenger RNA. RefSeq names its product zinc finger protein 781-like. The record is from RefSeq and is a predicted model, not a curated record. Bases 1022 to 1939 code for a protein of 305 amino acids. Lineage: Eukaryota; Metazoa; Chordata; Mammalia; Chiroptera; Vespertilionidae. The transcript has 3 exons.
CCCGCCAGGCGGAAGAGGUGCGCGCUUCUCGCUGUGUGCGAGGUGGCCGCACACGCCUCCGCAGUUCACUGCUGGACCCGUCCCUUCCGGGCCCGGUCCGGGAGAGCCCGAGGAGCGCGGCUGCCUCUCCUUGCGGGACGCAAAGCGACACGCGGAGUUGAAGUUGGCGGCUUCCUGAGCUCCCGCUGUUCUUUUUCCCCAUGAAGAUCCAUGAGACACUCCUCAGGAUCACCUAAGUGGGUCGGAGCAUCCUGAGCACUAGGUCAUGGUGGAGACGCCAGAAUGAGAAGGCGCAAGAGUUCUGGUCCCCGUCGACCAGCCGCCCGGGUGACCCGAGCUAGGCCCAGGACAGGGACCACUGUGCCCACGGCUGCCUCUGCUCCCACCACUCCCACCCCACUUCGCCCACAGAGGCCCCCAGCUAAGGUUGGUGUGACCUUUGAGGAUGUCGCCGUGUGCUUCUCCAAGAAGGAAUGGUUCCUCCUUGAUGAGGCUCAAAGACACCUGUACCUCGAAGUGAUGCUGGAGAACUAUGACCUCAUCUCCUCUCUAGGUUGCUGCUGUAGAACAGAGGAUGUGGAGGCACCCACUGAACAGCAUGUUUCUGUGAGAGUGUCACAGGCAAAGAAUCCCAAUGUAGCUUUGUCCUCCCAGAAGAGCCACCCCUGUGAGAGUUGUGGGCCAGUCCUGAGAGAUAUUUUCUACUUGGUUGAGCAGCAGGAAACACAACACAGCCAGAAACUGUUGAGGUGUGGGGCAUGUGCUAAGCGGUUUUAUUUCAGCACAAAGUGUCCCCAGCACCAGGAGCAGCACGUGAGAGAGACACCUUUCAUAAGAGGUGUGGACAGGGCCUCACGUGCCAAGGGCUGCCAUUUCAAUGUGUUCCAGAAGCCUUUUACCUGUGGGGAGAUUGGGCAGCAUGUUCUCACCAGCUCAGGACAUAUCCAAGAGCAGGCUGCUCACACCACAGGUCAGCCAAGUGAAAUGUCAGCAUCUGGGGUGAGUUUUCAAAGGAGAAAAAAUGAUUACACCAGGAAAGAAUGUAAGAAAGCCUUUGGCUGCAACCAAACACUUGCUCAGGACCAUGGUGUCUGUACUGGGGUACAGUGUUUUACGUGCCUUGAAUGUGAAAAAUAUUUUACAAAAAUCACUGAUCUCCAUAAUCAUCAGAAAGUUCACACAGGAGAAAGGCCAUACGAGUGCAGUGAAUGUGGAAAAUGCUUUAGACAACACUCCAACCUUAUUCUACACCAUCGAGUUCAUUCUGCAGGAAAGUCUCAUGAGUGUGGCAAAUGUGGGAAAUCCUUUAGCCAAAGUGCAAGCCUCAUUCAACACCAGAGAGUUCACACUGGAGAAAAGCCAUAUGAGUGUGGCGAAUGUGGGAAAUCCUUUAGCCAAAGUGGAAGCCUCCUUCAACACCAGAGAGUUCAUACUGGAGAAAAGCCAUAUGAGUGUGGUGAAUGUGGAAAAUAUUUUACCAGAAUCUCUGGCCUUUAUCGUCAUCAGAGACUUCACACUGGAGAAAGGCCUUAUGAGUGCAGUGAAUGUGGGAAAUCUUUUAUCACGAAGUAUCACUUGCAUUGUCAUCAGAGAUGUCACACUGGGGAAAGACCUUAUGAGUGCAGUGAAUGUGGCAAAUCUUUUAUCAAUAGCUCUGGCCUCCGUUGUCAUCAGAGAUUUCACACUGGAGAAAGGCCUUAUGAGUGCAAUGAAUGUGGAAAGUCUUUUAUCACUAGCCCUGGCCUCCGUUACCAUCAGAGAUUUCAUACUGGAGAAAGGCCUUAUGAUUGUAGUGACUGUGGGAAAGCUUUUACUUGUAGCAGUAGUCUCCGUUAUCAUCAGAGAGUUCACACUGGAGAAAGGCCUUUUGAAUGCAGCGAAUGUGGGAAAUCAUUUAUCAGGAACAGUAACUUGCGUUGUCAUCAGAGAGUUCACAUGAGUAAGGCCUUAUGAUUGCAGCGAAUGUGGGAAAUCUUUUACCGAAAACAGUCACUUGUGUUGUCAUCAGAGAGUUCACAAUGAAGGAAGUUUUUUAGUGUAGGAAACAUACAGGGUUUUUUUUGUUCAUGUUAACAACACUGGAGGAAACAGACCCCAUUUUUCUGAUUUUAAUCUCAUACAUCAAAAUGUCAACAGUAGGGAGAUUUUCCUUAAAGUUUAGUUAUGUGGGAAACGUGUCUGUGUUGCACUUUCUAACCUGCCCAGAGUUCAUGCCAGAUUUAUGUCACUGCAGAUUUCUGUGGCCGAAGCUAACCACUUCCUAGUAGUAGGUCUCCAUAGUUUGUAUCAAUCACCAUCCUAAUGUGUUCAGGUAAGCUAACUUUGUUCUCUGAUUUGUUGGAGGAAAUUAGGAGUAGCCUGAGCCUUUAUGAGAUCUGCAUUUCUUCUAUUCUGACUAUCUUUGAUAAAUAUUUCCAUUGUCAAAGUCACCAGUGUAAGAACUGCCAGGUCCAUGUCCUUUUGGUUUGUAAAAUAAUGAAGGCCCUUUUGUUUAAGUCCUCUUUAAUCUUGGAUGUUUUAUUUACUGUAUGGGGUAGGUUAUAAGCAGGCUUGAGCUCUACAAGCAUGAAGAGGUGAACAACUUUUAUGGGGUCUCAAACUUUCUCUGCAUCUGAGGGGACGGUGUAGUGCUGAAAUUAGCUCACCAGUUUUUUCCAAAUUUGCAUUGCUGCCCACAUCCUCCUAGGAAAGACUGCAGGGCUCUGUUACUCAUGUGAAGCCUGGAUGCUGUGAGUUUUAGGAGACAGAGGUCAGGUUCAAGAGGAGGCAGGUGAGCCUGACCUGCGUGGCUCGUGGUUGAGCAUUGGUCAGGGUUCGAUUCCCACUCAGGGCACAUGCCAGGGUUGUGGGCUCCAUCCCCAGUAGGAGUUCUGCAGGAGGCGGCCAAUUGGUGUUUCUCAUCAUCGAUGUUUCUACCUCUCCCUCUCUCUGAAAUCAAUAAAAAUAUAUUUUAAAAAGGGGGGCAGGUGCAGGUGUGACAACCUCAAGUGUUUCUGGGAGCAGCAUGAUUUUUCCCUUGUUCAUAGGUUAUGCCAGUACUUUUGGAGGGAAUCACUUUCAAAGAUCUUGCAAAGGACUAUGUGUCCUAAUGUCUACAAUUCCAUACGUGAUGGUCACUUGGGGUAGGACAAUAAGGGUUAGGGGAAAGCAUAAUUGCUACAGAAUCACGCCUAAUAGGGAUUGUGCAUAAUUCUUUAUAUGGAGAUAUGUUUCUUUUACCCUUGUCAAUAACUCAUAAUGCAUUGUCUGAGUCAGAGGAUAGGUGAAUGUUUAACUUAAAGAAAUUAGGAAGUUGUCAUUUAAGCCAAUUGUACAUUUUUGCAUUCUUCCAGCAGUGUGUAAGGUAUUCAGUUCCUCCACAUCCUAGAGAAGAUUUGGUUUGGUCAUUCAUUCUUUAUGUAAACUUUUUUUAUAACUUUGUCAUGCUAUCUCACUGUUGUUGGAUUGCAUCUUUCUAAGUAAGGGUUCACGGUGAACAUUUUUUUCAGAUGUGCAUUUGCUAUCUCUCUAGUAAAAUGUCUGAGCAUAUGUUUUACCAAAACUAUAAAUUUUGGCAAUUUUCUUUAACAAAAGGUCAGUGAAACAACAAAAAUGAAGGUUAGAAUUUCACUCAUUUUGUGUCUUUUUUGCUUUAUAGGAUAAAUAUUUUUUGAUACUGGAAAACAAAUAAAAUCAACAAUUGACUCAA